This is a messenger RNA of Fusarium vanettenii 77-13-4, 2658 nucleotides long. RefSeq lists its product as uncharacterized. The transcript has 5 exons. Gene Ontology annotation, biological process: regulation of transcription by RNA polymerase II; DNA-templated transcription. The record is from RefSeq and is a predicted model, not a curated record. Gene Ontology annotation, molecular function: zinc ion binding; RNA polymerase II cis-regulatory region sequence-specific DNA binding; DNA-binding transcription factor activity, RNA polymerase II-specific. Lineage: Eukaryota; Fungi; Ascomycota; Sordariomycetes; Hypocreales; Nectriaceae. The coding region runs from base 1 to 2658 and encodes 885 amino acids. Gene Ontology annotation, cellular component: chromatin.
AUGCUUGCCAUUCAGUCUAUGGAGGGACCUCCUCCUCCUCGUGCCCUUCCUGGUCCCCCGGCGCCUCUCCAUGUCCAACGACAUGAACGUACUCACACCAAGGAGAAGCCAUUUUCAUGUGGUUGGGAUCGCUGCGGAAAGACCUUCGGACGAAGGGAUCUUCUCGUCAGACACGAGAAGCUCGUGCACCUCAAUGAAGGUAGCAAGGAUAAUAACCGUCCCAGGAAGUUGUCAUCCAAUACUUCCACUGCAUCUCACAAGAGCUCUGUAUCUGAAGGUCAGAUCAGCGCCGAGGCCAUAGCUUUACAGCAUCACAACGCAGCGCGACCUGCACCACCUCAACAGCCGUUGCCUCAACCACAGCAAUUCCACCAUGGACCAGUUCCUCCCCAGGGGCCUCCUCAGGGACCCCAAGAUCCUCGCGCACAGGCCAGACCCGGAGCAUGCAAUCUCGAUCUCUUGUCCGACGCCGCCCUCGCAAGCUCAGGCAACGCCGUCCAGGGACCGACCAAUGGAGUACCUCCACCACAUUCCCCAGAUGCUCGAAGAAAAAGCAGCUAUGGCGACACUAUCGUGGCAUAUACGACUGAUCGACCUCGAGAAGACCAACCUCUAGGAUCUGGCUAUGUGCCCCAACAGCCUCCCAAUGGCUCCUAUGACGACUAUAACCCUUUCCUAGACGAGUUCGCUUCUUCUUCGCAUUUCCUCCCUCCCAAUUUCGAAGCCGAGCAGCAGAUGAUGUGGUCCCGAAGUCAAGGAGGCGCAGCUCAGCGUCGAUCAUCCAAGUCUGCACUGUUCCCAGGACGCUUUCCGAACAUGCCGGCCGACGCGCGAGACUCAGCGGACCCUGCCCGAGGACUUGAUGAUUCGGCUCGAGCAUCAGCGCUACGCAUUUCUGUCGCCGAUCAUACCGUGAUCAAGAACAGACUGGAUGAGUUCUCUGCCGUUCUCCCGAAUGACUUUGUGUUCCCAUCUCGGCAUACUUUGACGAGAUUCCUCGAGGGCUACAUUAGUGGUCUUCACGAACACUUGCCCUUCUUGCAUCUUCCCACGUUCUCUCCCGCCGAAGCUGCUCCCGAGUUGCUUCUUGCUAUUUUAGCCGUGGGAGCACAAUACCGCUUUGAGAAGAACCGAGGCUAUGCACUGUGGUAUGCCGCCAAGUCGGUAGCAAUGGAACAGAUUCGACGGAGGCGCAUCUCCGAGGUUCACGCCUUGUUGCCAACCGCAGCGGCUUACAGUCCUCAUUCUACUAGACCUUCGCCUAGUGCCACAUACCGCCAUUCGUUUGCAUCUGCCCAGUCAGAGCGUCCGGCAACCCAGGAUACGCAUCGAGAGCCUUAUUCUCCCAACACCCCCCAGGCAAGAAUCGAGACAAUUCAAGCAGUCUUGCUCCUCUUCGCCGUCGGCCUUUGGGGCGUACCGACGAUUCUUCAUGAAGCAUUGUCGUUGCAGAGCAACUUGGCCAUCUUGAUUCGGGAAGAAGGACUUGUGGCCGAAGUAAAUCAGAGUGCUGUCAAUGACUGGGAGACUUGGAUUCGACUUGAAACUGCCACACGGACAAAGCUGGUUGCUUACUGUUUCUUCAACCUCUGCAGUAUCGCUUACAACAUGCCGCCACUGCUGCUAACAUCAGAGUUGAACCUCCUAUUGCCGCAACGGGGUAAACUCUGGAGGGCGGAGUCAGCCUGGCAAUGGCAAGAAAUGCGCCAGUCGACGCCUAUGAUCGAGCUCACCUUGCACGACGCCUUUUCGCGACUCUUUGGACGGACGAACCAAGGGCUCCCACAGCACUUGUCAUCAUUCGGAAGCUAUGUUCUGAUUCAUGCACUGAUCCAACACAUCUAUCUGUUGAAGCAGACAUCGUUUGCGACUGGUCUUCCGUACAACAUUCACCGAACGAUGAAGCCCCAGGAUGUUGAGGAGGUGUCGCAGGCUCUUCGGGUGUGGCAGACCAGUUUUGAGGACCAACAUCAGCUCAGGGCAGCCGAGUCGGGUCACUACAGCGUAUCGGACUCGAUCGAGGGCGGAACACUGGAUUUCACGGCGACGGCAUUGCUCCGACAAGCGUACAUCCGGCUGUAUACUGAUGUAACUCCGUCUACGGCGCUCGAGACCCGGGAUCCGCUUUUGGUGGCGUCGGCCCUGAGCAGGACCCCCUUGCUAGUCCGAAGUCUAAGACUGCACCGGGCAGUGUUCCAAGCGAUCCAUGCGCUGUCCAUGUUGGUAAAGGCGGGCGUCAACUAUGUGGCCAGGACAAAGUCGGCCGAAUGGAGCAUUCAACACUCACUUUGCAACUUUGAAUGUGCUAUUCUGGUAGCCAAGUGGCUCCUGACCAUUGCGGCGAUUGGGCCCAACGACGCUACAGCAUCGCCAGAGGAAAAGAACCUCCUGGAGAUGGUACGGCGGAUGCUGGAUGAGACGGAAUUUGCGGUUCCGAUCGACCCUUCGCUAGCGGGACCCAACUCGGGACACGGACCGAACGACACGGCAACGAGCGAUAGCGCCAAACUUCGACAGCUCGCCAGCGCGGUGGUUCGGCUCUGGGCUGAGACGUUUAAAGGAACGCACAUCUUUGAAAUUGUCAAGGUUAUGGGAUCAAGUCUUGACGCUUACGCGGACUUGAUUGACAAGCCGCGAGAGAGAACUCCUCCGGUUUGA